AUUAUAAAAGGUUCCUACCUUUGAUGCGUGAAAAGAUGGUGACCUACUGAUAACGAAGUUCUGUGAUAAAAAUUGUGAGUGUGGAAGAACCUUUUCUGUCAUACAAACGUUAAUAUCCUAGAUACAGGCAAUGCAUUGGAGCUGGAUACACUUGCAACAAUCAUGAUAAAUACAUCUGUAUGUGUUAUAAUUAUUUGAGUAUUUUAAUAUCCGAUCAUUAGAAAGGAUACCUAUAGCAGUAGUGUUUUUAGUAUGUGAAAACGAUAAAGUUUUUUAAAUCAUAUUGUACUGUAUUUAAUCGGUAAUGUGUGUAUUUACUACUAAUUAUAUAUGUAAAACUUACAUAUAAAUAGUUAAGAAAUUAUGAAUUCUCAAAAAUUAUCUUAUUAAAAUAUACUAAAUUGUAUACAAUGUCUCAUUGUGAAGAAGAAGUGGCAUCGUCUGGUUUUCACCAAUUAAGCAUUACAAUUGAAGGUGCUAUAUUAAGAAGUUCUACAUUUUUAAAGCCUAAUCCUUACAUUGAAUUUUCUGUUGAUGAUAAAAGUCCUCGAAAGACAGAAGUUUCAAAAUCCACAUAUCAACCAAAAUGGAACGAGGAAUUUACAAUACUUGUAACUCCAUAUUCUCAAUUACAUUUUCGAUUGUUAGAUCACAGUACAUUCCGAAAAGAUACUUUAAUUGGAGAAAAAAAAAUAAGUCUUUCUCAAGUAUUAUCUCAUUAUAAUGGGAAGUUAGAAAAUAUGGAAGUAACGUUUGAUUUAAUGACUGAAAAUAAACAUGAUUCUCAGUUAUGUAAGGUUGGAGAAUUGAUUACAGUAUUUGAUGGAUUAAGAAUUAACAUGCCAAAUACGUCAUCACUAACUAUUAAUGAAUCACCAUCGUGUCAGAUGCAAUCUGGCUGUAUGCCUUAUGAUGGUGUUUCAAAUAAUGAUGCUGUUAGUAAUAGUAGCAUUCUUAAUGGAGGGAUUCGUGCUCGCAUGAGAUUACAUGAACCUAAACAUGUUGCAUCAUCUACAUUUCAUGGAACAUUACCAAAUGUUUAUCAGAACUCUACUUAUAGUAGUGGAAGUGAACAGGCCAAUGCCAAUAAGAAUAAUGAACAAAUUGAGCCCGCUGCGUCGAAUUCAUUAUCAAAUGGGCAUGCAAUAUCGCCUGCAGACAAAUCCAUUGUAACAUUACCAGGACGUUUUACAGGAUCUUUGCCAGAUGGACGUCAAAUGUCUCGAAUAGAGCAUGUAUCGACAUCUGGUAUAGUAGAUGGAAGACUUGGUACAGUAGAUGGAAGAUUUGGUACAUGUACAGAACAAUAUCCAAAGGUUUCUGUCUCGGAAAGUCGUAAUAUUUCUCAACUUGAACAAUCAACAGUAUUACCUGGAACAGUUGGAAUACCUAGAUCAGAUCAAUUAACUGUAGUUAAUACAGAUAUAUGUUCACAUAGUAGAACAGACCAGUCUAUUUCUAAUGAACGUAACUCUCGAACAGAACAAUCUGUAACUGGUCCUCUUUCAGAUAGUUAUGGAACUAUGAGAACGGAUCAAGAUACUACUCCUUUAGUAGAUGGAUGUACAAUUUCUAGAGUAGAUCAACUUAGACAUUCUGGAUUAACUGAUAGUCAGGGACAUUCUCAGACAGAGCAAUCUGUAGUAUUUACUUUAUCAGAUGGUUCUCAUUUAGAACAACCUACAGUGUUUCUUAUGACAGAUGGACGUGGAAUCGCACGUUCAGACCCAUCUUCGAUAUUAUCCUUGGAUGAUGCACGUAGAAUUUCUCGUACUGAACAAUAUACAAAUCCUACAACUACUCGUUCAAAUUCCCGAGUAGUACAACGGGUCGCUCCAUUAACAGGACAAACUACUAUGAUACCUGGUCAGUCAACUCAACCUGAAUCUUCAAUAGUACUUGCUGAAGUUGGUCCUACAAAUCAUUCUGAAGAGCCAUUAGCUCCUGGUUGGGAAAUGAGAUAUGACAUUUAUGGGAGAAGGUAUUAUGUUGAUCAUAAGACACGAAGCACUUCUUGGGAAAGACCACAGCCUCUGCCACCUGGAUGGGAAGUUCGUAGAGAUCCAAGAGGCAGAAUUUAUUAUGUAGAUCAUAAUAGAAGAACUACAACAUGGCAAAUACCAAAUACAGAAAGAUUACAACAUUUUCAACACUGGCAAGGUGAAAGACAGCAUGUGGUACAACAAGGUAACCAACGGUUUCUUUAUCCCCAAGCACAUGGAAAUCAAGCAGCUAUAGCAGGACCAUCAACAUCAUCCAUAAUCGAUGAUGAUGAUGCUUUGGGACCAUUACCUGCUGGCUGGGAGAGACGUAAACAACCAGAAGGAAGAGUUUAUUAUGUAAAUCAUAAAAAUCGUACUACACAAUGGGAGGAUCCAAGAACACAAGGACAAGAAACUGGAAUUGAUGAACCACCAUUACCAGAUGGCUGGGAAAUGCGAUUAACUGAAGAUGGAGUUCGAUAUUUUGUAGAUCACAAUACAAGAACAACUACAUUUCAGGAUCCAAGACCUGGAGCACCUAAAGGUCCUAAAGGUAUUUAUCGUGUACCAAGAGCAUAUGAAAGAUCAUUCCGAUGGAAAUUAUCACAAUUUCGCUUCUUGUGUCAAACUAAUGCAUUACCGAAUCAUAUAAAAAUUAGCGUCAAUCGACAGACAUUAUUUGAAGACUCUUACCAUCAAAUAAUGAAUGCAGAAGCUUUUGCAUUGAGGCGCAGAUUAUAUAUCAUAUUUAAAGGAGAAGAAGGGUUAGAUUAUGGAGGUGUAUCAAGAGAAUGGUUUUUCCUAUUGAGUCAUGAAGUAUUAAAUCCAAUGUACUGUUUAUUUGAAUAUGCCAACAAGAGUAAUUAUAGCUUACAAAUCAAUCCAGCAUCUUAUGUCAAUCCUGAUCAUUUACAGUAUUUUAAAUUCAUUGGAAGAUUUAUAGCAAUGGCUCUUUAUCAUGGACGGUUUAUCUACAGUGGUUUCACUAUGCCGUUUUAUAAACGUAUGUUAAAUAAGAAAUUGAUUAUGAAAGAUAUAGAAUCCAUUGAUCCAGAAUUCUAUAAAUCUCUUGUAUGGAUAAAAGAAAAUAAUAUCGACGAGUGUGGCCUCGAAUUGUAUUAUAGUGUGGAUUUUGAAAUUCUUGGUCAAGUAAUACAUCAUGAAUUAAAAGAGGGUGGUGACAAAAUUAGAGUUAUUGAAGAUAAUAAAGAAGAAUAUAUUAGGUUAAUGACAGAAUGGAGGAUGACCAGAGGUAUAGAGGACCAAACUAAAGCAUUUUUGGAAGGUUUUAAUUCGGUUGUACCAUUGGAAUGGUUGAAAUAUUUUGAUGAACGUGAAUUAGAACUUAUGCUCUGUGGCAUGCAAGAAAUAGAUGUAGAAGACUGGCAACGCAAUACAAUUUAUAGACAUUAUACACGAAAUAGCAAACAAAUCUUAUGGUUUUGGCAGUUUGUAACAAGAACAGAUAGUGAAAAACGAGCUCGACUUUUGCAAUUCGUAACGGGUACUUGUCGAGUACCUGUUGGGGGAUUUGCAGAACUAAUGGGGAGCAAUGGUCCUCAAAGAUUUUGCAUAGAAAAAGUAGGAAAGGAUACAUGGCUACCUAGAUCACAUACAUGCUUCAAUAGAUUGGAUUUACCACCAUAUAAGAGUUAUGAUCAACUAGUAGAAAAGUUAAACUAUGCAAUUGAAGAAACUGAAGGUUUUGGUCAAGAAUAAUUAGAAAUAUACCUUAUGAAACGUAAUAUACCACUGCCUAUGAAGCGAUGAAGACUAGUAUAGUGGUAUAAGGUUUUAAUGAUUUUAUUUAUCUUGUUCCCAAUAACAAGAUACAAUUGUUAAGUAAAGAAAUUUCUUUAAAUUAAUGAAUUGAAGACGUUUGUAUUACAUCUUUAUAAAAAAUCCUUAUAUUCUUUUUAAUUGAAAAUGUUUUAUUUCAAAAUAUAUUUCAUUUAUUUUAUGUAUGUUGUAAGGGAAUCUAGACAUGUAAAAGUCGUAGAAAAUAUUAAUGAAAUGCACAGAAAAUAUUAACAAAUUUGUAUAUAUUUAGAAAAUAAAGUUUAUAAACAAUUCAUAGACUAAAUGAAAGCAAAGAUGCCAAAAUAAUUAUCUUAUAAUAAUUAAUUUUUUAAAGAUUAAUUUUAUUUUAUUUUCUUGCGUUUUUCUCUCCUAAUAAGAGUUAUAAUGAUAAAAUACAUCCUGUCUUUUAAAUGUUAGAUAUUGAUGCUUUCUACGAUAUUUUAGUAACAGUCCCUAUGGAAGGGCUUGAAAAUUACAAUAACAAAUGCUGUACAUAUUAAGCCAUUAAUAUAUUGUAUUUUAUGUGACAACUCAAUAAUAACAAUUUCAUGUUUUGUCCUAAGUAGUUAUAAAAAACUAUAUUGAAAAAAUUUUGUAGAUACAUUAAGAAAUGAAAAAUACUAGAUCCGAAAAUGGCUAUUUGCAUAAACUAGAUAAUUUAUAAAUAUUUAACAUAUGAGUCUAUAAAGAAAUAAUGUAUGAUAAUUACAGCUUACAUUUCAAGUAAUUCUUUUUACUGCUUGAAAUAUUAUAAACGAAAAAAUACUAUAUUUUAUCGUGAGAAUUUAAUUCUUACAAAUAAUAUUUUUAAAUUAUUAGCAUUUAUUAAUAUUUAUAAUGCAUAAAUUUCAGUUGUUUCUGUAACAGAUACCACUAUAAGAAUGUGGUAUAACAAAAUUAAUGAUAAUAAAAUAAAAUUUUUGACUAUCUCUAUUUGCUUAUAUUGUUUUAUGUUACCAGGUAAUAAAACAUUAGUUUGAAGAUGUCAAAUUAAUAAAAGAUAUUUAUUAUAUACGUUCACAUAAAAAUAUAGCAGGAAAGAUGAACUUAAAGAAAUAUAAAUCCGAAUCCAAAAAUUGAAUGCCUUCAUAGUGAAAUAUUAAUUAACAUUUGUAAAAUGUUUAUUAUAUAAAUUAACGUAUAAAGUGAAUUUUACAUAAAUUUAUUUCAAGAUAUGACACAAUUAUAGAUUAUAAAUUUAUGCUUACAGAUUAUUUUUUAAUUAUUUGUUUUUUGAUUCAAACCAGUCCAUAAUGUCCAAUUUCACUUUUAUGUGCAGAGUUUUGCUUGUGUAUUAUUGUUAUUAAAUUAAUGUUUGAUAUUAUAACUAUUUCUUUUAUAACAUUUACAAUAUACCAGUUUGAAUUUUUUUUAAUUCUAGUAUUCUUUAUAUUAUAAUCUUAGGACUAUAAACAUGAAAUUUGUUAAUGUUUUCAAUAGUAAUUUGUGUGCGCAUGUAUGCAUCCGUAUAUGUACAAAUAGAUAUUGUAAUUAAUGUAAGAAUUAACACAUUUAAUAUGCAUGCAAUAUAAAAUUGUAUAUGUGUGCACACAAAUUAAAUUCAUGGAUUGUGUAUUCAAACAGUAAUAUAAUACAAAAUAAAUGUAUGACAAAUUUAUAAUAAUAUUAAAAAAAAUAAGUUUACUCAUUCAUUGAUAAAUCACUUAAAAUACAUAUAAAUACUUGUAUUAUAACUUCUAUAUAAUGUGUAUUCUAAGUUUCAUAACUUAACAUGUAUACAAUGUAUGAAACUAUUUACUGUUAUCUUCUCAAACUAUUAAAGUGUAAACUUUUAAUUGAA
Messenger RNA from Bombus pascuorum, 5583 nucleotides. It is a transcript of the gene Su(dx), whose product is annotated as E3 ubiquitin-protein ligase Su(dx). The coding region runs from base 411 to 3701 and encodes 1096 amino acids. Lineage: Eukaryota; Metazoa; Arthropoda; Insecta; Hymenoptera; Apidae. Gene Ontology annotation, molecular function: ubiquitin-protein transferase activity; protein binding. The transcript is spliced from 12 exons. The record is from RefSeq and is a predicted model, not a curated record.